AAGAAACUCUAUGUUUAAGAGUUAUCAUAUAUUCAUAUGCUCUAUUCACUUUUCCUCUUAGUAGUUAGUAUAGUGUCAAAGAGGACUCGAUACCCUACUUUUUAGCAAUGAUCAUGAUGGGUCUUGACUACUCCAUGUUGAAUCAGUAAUGAUUCAUUGAUUCCAGACUUUUUUUUUGCUUUUGGAUUUGUGUAGAAUAAGGCUAUGAAAGAAGGUAUAUAUGCAAGCUUGGUUUCUUUAAACAAAAAUGCAUCACAAAUCAGGAAGCCUCCACAUAGGAAAGCCCCUCCUCUGAAUUGGUUCCCUCGACAAAAGGUUGACUCUUAUUUGAAGAGAAAGUUAAAAUUACUGCAGGUAAGUACUAUAUACUGACAUAUUCGUUCUCCAUCCUAUUUCUCCACUCUAUGUGUUAAUACGGUGUAGCCUGGUUGACACUAACACCAACAAUAUUCAGGAAGUAGAUGGCAUGAAUUCAACACUAGAUGAAACUUUGGGUGAUUCUAACCCUCAUUAUUCAAGAGUGUUGAGAGAAAAAAUUGCAGUGAGGGAGGCUGCAGAGAAAGCAAUGGAGGCUCGCAAGGCUGCCAUGGUUGAGGCAUCUUGGUGUAGAAUUCUCAAGGCAGUCAGAAUUGAUACUAAACAAGCAGAAGAGCGUUUGAUGAAGGCAGAAAAAACUUCAGAAGAAGCUUUCGAAGCUGCUACUGCAAUUGGAGUGAUAUUAUAUGACACUCCAGAAGCUUCCCAGAAACACUAUAACAUGGAAAUAUCAGCCGAAAAGGCAGGAGGAUCUGCCAUGCACACUGUUAGAACAUCUUUUGAGACUGCAUUUGAAGUGGAUAAACAAGUAGCUUUUGCGGUAAAGUCUGCCCUUAUCAACCUUGCAAAUUGCCCUUGGACAAAUAAAGAUGAAUUCAAGGAAAUGCUCCGAAAAAUCAGUCAAAACCCUGAUACAGAUGAAAACAGUCAAAAAAAAUCUUCAGAAUAUGAUUCUGAUAAUGCAUCUGAGAUGGAUUUUAAGAACAGGGAGGUUUCUCACAAGUUUAGUAUGACAAAGAUUGUAGAAAUGAUGAUGAAAAGAUUGAGGUGUUUGGAAGAACAUGACCUUGCAUCUCUUGCUACUAUAGUUGCAACUUGUGGAUUAAAUGCUGCUCUUGAAGAAGCUGGAAACGAGAAACUGCAUAGCAAACCGGAUCCAGUAUUUCAUCAGAAAUCAAACCCGGACCCACAUCAAAAUGUGGGUGAGACCCCACUUCCAGGCCUGGACAAGUUUUUGGUAAAGCGGUUGACAAGGCUGGAAAGGGAGGUUCUAGAAGCCAAAAUGACAAACAGGAAUGUAGAGAGUGAAGGUAAAAGAUGCCCACCUUCAUACGCUAAUUCUUCCCAUUCAAGCCAAAAUUAUUCGGAUCUUGGAAGUUCUCUUAUAAAGCCUAUUUCAAAACUUGAGAAGGAAAUUGAAGAAGCAAAAAAGCACUCAAACUCAUUAGUUGGAAGCAUGUGUAAGCCUUCACAUAGAAAACAAGAUUUAAUAGAUGAGAUUCCCAGCCUAGACAAGUUCCUAGUGAAGCAUAUGUCAAAACUUGAAAAAGAAGUGCAAGAAGCAAAAAACAGAAAUAAGAACAUUGACUCUUCUUCUGCAUGUGGUAGAGGUGAAGGAGUGGGGAAAGAAAACAUUGAUCAAAACAAGAACAUAGUAGAUGCAGAAGUUGAGGGAAGUAGUAAAGUGUCCCUGGACAAGGUUUUAGUGAAACCAAUUCAUCGUUUGGAGAAGAUGAAAAUGCAAGAUGAAUCUUCUUCAUCAAUAGCUGGUGGUGUCCCGGUGAGAUCUCAGAGGAGAAAUGUCAAUUGUGAUGAUGACAAUGGACUGGAUAAAAUACUUGUGAAGCAUGUGUCCAAGUUGGAGAAGGCGAAGAUGGCGGCAACGCAAGAAGUAGUAGAGAAGGAAAAGGUUACAAGUGUGAGUAGGAAGGGAGUGGUACUGAGCAUUGAAGAAGCUAGUAGUUUGGGUCAGGUGUUGGUGAGGAGUGAUAAUAAAUGUAGUAGUAAAUUAGAGGGGGGGGAGAUAGAAGAAGACGAACAAGGAGAUGGUGAGCAGAUUAUCAGUAGUAGGCAUUCGGUUUCUAGGAGAGAAGCCAGGGAGAAAGAGAUGCAGCAAGCAUGGGGAGGAUUAAGCCUUGGUAAUUCCAUCCGUCCUCAUCUCUCCAGGCUUCAGAGGGAUAAGGCUGCUUGGAUGGAAGCUGAAGAAAAAGAAAGGAGAAAAGCAGCCUCAGAGGUGUGAAAAUUAAAUGAAAGCUCAUUUGACUUUUAGGAUGCAUAGUUGAGGUGUGAAGGUUUACCCAUGUUUGAUCGCCUCUGGUCCAGCAGAUUACUAACUCCGUCUACAUUCACAAUGAGAAGAAGAUGAUUGGAC
This is a messenger RNA of Cuscuta epithymum, 2407 nucleotides long. NCBI's taxonomy places the organism in Eukaryota, Viridiplantae, Streptophyta, Magnoliopsida, Solanales, Convolvulaceae. The record is from the annotation of a GenBank genome assembly.